CAACUAUUGGUUCUAAUACAAAACUGGUUAUUUAAUUUUGGCAUGUUGGCACUUCGCCAGUUUCAGAGUGUACACUCAAGAAUUCAUCUUCAUUUCUGUCCCACACAGGAGGAAAACAUAAGAUCUAAAAAAGAGAGUUCUAAUGGAGGGUCAUCCUUAUUCUCCUAAAGAUCUAAUCUUGCCUGGUUAUGUUCCCAAUUUUCUAUCUGCUUUAUCAAUUUUGGGUAUUUUUGCUGCUGCUUCGAUCAUUGUUUUUUCCAUCUCAUGGAUUAUUUCUGGGUUAUUUUCAAAGACAACAAAACUCGAAAAGCUGCUCAUAUUCUGGUUUACUUUCUGUGGCUUAAUACAUAUAAUCAUCGAGGGAUACUUUGCCUUCACACCCAAUUUCAUCAAGGACAAAAAUGGUUUUUACUUGGCAGAAAUUUGGAAAGAGUACAGCAAAGGCGAUUCCAGAUACGCCUCUUUUGACUCUGCUAUAGUUUCUGUUGAAAUGGCAACAGCUGUUGCUUGGGGCCCUGCCUGCCUUUUAGCAGCGUAUGCUAUAGCUGCUCACAAGAGCUAUAGAUAUGUUCUUCAAUUGGUGAUUUCUGUGGGCCAAAUCUAUGGUGUAGUUAUAUAUUACAUAACCGCGAUUUUGGAAGGGGACCAUUUUUGGGCGAGUCCUUUGUACUACUACGCAUACUACGUUGGAGCAAAUUCACCAUGGGCAUUGAUACCUUUCCUUAUAAUUGUUAGAUGUUGGAGAAACAUAUGUGAAUCCGAAAAUAGAAAUAGUAAUAAGAAAAAAGUCCAAUGAACUUGGCAACAAUGUUGCGAUGGUUUUUCUUUUUUUUUUUUCGUGCUUUUUAGCAAGCUUUCAGUUCUUGUUUUACUUGGUUUCAGCUCAUUAUGGUCGCGAAAAUUCAUAUAAAUAGUCAUUGGAUUUGAAUUCCCUCAUUUAUUUUUCAUAUAACGUUCAGUUAUAUUUCUCAUG
Messenger RNA from Amaranthus tricolor (Joseph's coat), 973 nucleotides. RefSeq names its product probable 3-beta-hydroxysteroid-Delta(8),Delta(7)-isomerase. Gene Ontology annotation, cellular component: membrane; endoplasmic reticulum. Gene Ontology annotation, molecular function: cholestenol delta-isomerase activity; steroid Delta-isomerase activity; C-8 sterol isomerase activity. The record is from RefSeq and is a predicted model, not a curated record. Lineage: Eukaryota; Viridiplantae; Streptophyta; Magnoliopsida; Caryophyllales; Amaranthaceae. The transcript is spliced from 5 exons. The coding region runs from base 143 to 796 and encodes 217 amino acids. Gene Ontology annotation, biological process: sterol biosynthetic process.